AUGGCAUGGCAACCAGAUCGACAAGGAUUAAGAGAAUUAACAUAUUUAUUAAGAGAAGCAGCUAAUCCCAAUGGUCGUGAUCAAGGGCUUAUAAGCCAGAGACUGCAACUAUUUAAUGAAUAUCCUGAUUAUAAUGCUUAUCUUAUAUACAUACUCACCAAAGCAACAAAUGAAGAUAUCAAUACGAGACGAGUUGCUGGUUUACAACUUAAAAAUAAUAUCAAGAACAAUUUCAAUUCGAUCCCCAUGUUUACUCUUAAUUAUGUCAAGCAGGCCUGUAUCGAAGCGUUAGCACAUCCAGAAGUCGUCAUCGUAAAGACACUAUCCUCUGUGGUAUCUUCGAUCGUAAGCAGAGGACAAGUGCAUAAUUGGUUAGAAGUAUUAUCCUUUUUGAUUCAUCAGUUGAGCAGCAGCAAUAAAUUGGUCAUAGAGACUGCACUCAAUACAUUAGUCAUGAUUUGUGAAGAUACAGCAAUAGAAUUAGAUGAAGAGAUGCACGGGAUUCGACCACUCAGCUUUAUGCUUCCUAAAUUUAUCGAAUUUAUUUCGAGUGCUGAGCCACGCUGGCGAGUUCAGGCGAUCAAUGCAACUAGUCAAUUUGUUCUUUUAAAGUCACCUUCAUUUGUAGAACAAUUUGAUGCCAUUCUGACGGCGCUGUACGCUAGAACAAGUGAUUCAGACCAUCGUGUGCGACGUGAGCUGGGGAGAAUUCUUGCCAUCUUGUGGGAGGCCUUUCCAGAAAAGCUACAACCUUAUUUAUAUCCUACCAUCGAAUAUAUGAUCCAGGCCACUAUGGAUCAAGAUGAAGAAGUUGCUCUUGGUGCUUGUGAUUUCUGGGUCCAAUACGCUCAAGUGGAUCGAUAUCAUGACGAACUUGUUCCUUACUUGACUCGUCUUGUCAAUUGCUUGCUUCGACUCAUGGUCUAUUCCGAAAAGGACUUACUCGAUUUAUCUGAUGAACCCAUGCACACUCCAUUUAUAGAAGAAGACAGCGAUCAGGCGAUAAGGCCCAGAUAUUACCGUCCAAAAAAUCUAAUUGAGUCACCUGAACCAGUAGAUCAUCCACAAAAUUACAGUGAUUCAGAGUCUGAAUUUGAUUCGGAUGAACAUCAUAUCACAGAUGACGAUGAACAUGACGAUGAUCGAGACGAAUUCGACGAUUUUGACGAUGACGAAUUUUAUUCUCAAGUUUCUCUUCGACAAUCCAGUGCCGCCGCAUUAGAUGUGUUGUCUGUCACUUACAAAUCAGACAUCGCUUCUGUCCUUUUAGACCAAUUACUUCGUCACACUCUUCAUGAUCAGAAUUGGCUUAUUCGUGAAAGCGGUAUUUUGGCAUUAGGCGCAGCAGCAGAAGGUGGUAUUGAAGUCAUCAGUCGGUAUCUACAUCAGCUGAUUCCCUACCUUUUGAACUCGAUGCAAGACCCUCAACCUCUUAUUCGCUCCAUCUCCUGCUGGGCAACAAGUCGAUUUUCAAAGUGGUUAAUGCAUCAGUACGACACGAACGAACAAGGUCGCCAGCUCUAUUUUGAGUCUGUGCUCUAUACCUUACUUCACACUCUUUUAGAUACCAAUAAGCGCGUACAGGAAUCAGCCUGCACUGCAUUCACUAUUUUGGAAGAAAAUGCCUCGAACCGACUGAGACCUUACAUAUACUCUAUUCUUACUCACACUAAUAAAGCAUUUACACUCUAUCGUCGUAAAAAUAGACUUAUUCUGUACGAUGCGCUUGGCACAUUAGCUGACUCGGUGGGCCAUGCGCUAAAUAACCCUACCUAUAUCGGUCUAUUGAUGCCUCCUCUGAUCACAAAGUGGAACGAAUUAGCAGAUAAUGACACGGAUCUAUUUCCUUUAUUAGAGUGCCUCUCCAAUAUAACAGCUGCCCUCGGUUCAGGAUUUAAACCGUUUGUAGAACCAGUUCUAUCAAGAUGUGUUCAACUCAUCUCUUCUACUUUACAACAACAAGCCUAUGCUGAUGAAUACCCGGACAAGAUAAGUCCACCGAACGUAGAAUUCUUGAUUGCCGCGCUUGAUCUUUUAUCUGGUAUCGUCCAAGGACUGGGGUCCAGUAUUCAACCAUUAAUUGCCAAUACAAAUCCACCUUUGCUAUCUCUCUUGAGGACUUGCAUUCAUGAUCCUGUUUCUGAAGUACUUCAAUCGACAUUUGCACUAAUAGGCGAUAUUGCUAUUGCUUGCUUCAACUUGCUGGAACCGUUUAUUCCUGAUAUCAUGGUAAAGCUUAUUCAGGUGCUCAAGAGCCCAGAAUAUAUUAUUUCUGUUGUUUCUGUGUACAACAAUGCACUUUGGGCGAUUGGUGAAAUUGUCAUGAGAUGGAAGUCCAAGACGAUGUAUUAUAUUCCUGCAUUGAUAGACGUAUUGGUGCCUCUACUGAAACAUGCCCAUGCUCCACCUUCUGUGCAUGAAAAUUCUAUGGUUGCGCUGGGAAGAUUAGGAUUAGCUUGUCCUGAAAACGUGGCACCUCACUUGAGGAAAUUUAUUAAACCAUGGCUGAAAAAGUCUCUAUCGGUCCGAGAAGGUGACGAAAAGGAUAGUGCUUUCCGAGGCUUGUGCGCGAUGAUAAAGAUAAACGUAAAGGAUGCUCAAGAGGAGCUUUACUUACUCUUGGUCUCCAUUUCUACUUGGAAAUCACCUUCAUCCUUAUUGUCAAAGGAUUUGUGCGAUGUGGUGGAAGGAUUUUAUCAAAUGAUAAGUCAAGAUGAAUGGAACUAUACAUUCUCUUCACUCAACAAAGAAGAACAAGCUUACAUUCAAUCCAUUCUAGGGAAAAACAAUACUUAA
Rhizopus microsporus ATCC 52813 is the source of this 2796-nucleotide messenger RNA. Its product is annotated as ARM repeat-containing protein. Bases 1 to 2796 code for a protein of 931 amino acids. The transcript is spliced from 9 exons. Gene Ontology annotation, molecular function: small GTPase binding; nuclear import signal receptor activity. NCBI's taxonomy places the organism in Eukaryota, Fungi, Mucoromycota, Mucoromycetes, Mucorales, Rhizopodaceae. Gene Ontology annotation, cellular component: nucleus; cytoplasm. The record is from RefSeq and is a predicted model, not a curated record. Gene Ontology annotation, biological process: protein import into nucleus.